This is a messenger RNA of Australozyma saopauloensis, 3066 nucleotides long. RefSeq names its product Ric1p (gene RIC1). Bases 1 to 3066 code for a protein of 1021 amino acids. Gene Ontology annotation, biological process: retrograde transport, endosome to Golgi; intracellular protein transport. The record is from RefSeq and is a predicted model, not a curated record. The transcript has a single exon. Gene Ontology annotation, cellular component: Golgi membrane; Ric1-Rgp1 guanyl-nucleotide exchange factor complex; cytosol. NCBI's taxonomy places the organism in Eukaryota, Fungi, Ascomycota, Pichiomycetes, Serinales, Metschnikowiaceae.
AUGGCUUGGGUGAACAAUGCACCCUCCCUCCUGAUACCAGUGCCAUUGAAGUCGGCCGUGGUCGAUUUAAAACCGCUCCCGCACUCACCACUUCUUCUUUUGGCUUCCACCACAUCAUUGGUCGUUUUAGAGACAGGUAGCUUUCUUCCGUUGGCAUACCACAACAGAAGCUCCGAAUGUCUAUCGCUACAUGGCAAUUCCACUCAAUUGGACGUGUAUCAGAUUGCUGCAAAUACAGCCGAAAACUUCCAGGCGAAAUCGGCCGUGUUUUGUGUGAGCACGGCUUCUGGAUUCGUCUUGAUCUACCAGGUAUCCAUCAACUACUCAAACUCAACGUACGAAAUCACGGACGUCUCCAAUCCAGACAAUGUUCUACAGAACAAUCUUCCGUUGCUGCAGAACAAUGCAAAACAUUCGCUCACCAAUAUAUUCAAGUCUGCUACUCGAACUUUAGGACUUAACUCUGAGACUGGGUUGAUUAACAUCGAGAAUUUCGGAAACUGCUCCCAUGAUGAUGACACGCGGAAUGAGAACGUGCCGCAAGUGCGCAUUACUAUCGCUAAGUUGCUCAAAUUGUCGAACCCGCUUAGAAAAUUCUGGACCAAACCCAAUUCCCAUAGUCUUGUUUUCCACACUACCAAUGAUCAGAUCCAAAUCCACGUGAAAAAUCAGGUAAAUCAUACUCUAGACCUCAAGAAGUAUGACUGGUUCAUCGAUACUCUGGUGCUAGAAUACAAUUCGACUCAUAACUUCUUCAUCCAUGUCAAUUUCAACCUUGAGAUGUCUGUAUUAGAACUCGUUCACGAGGAAAACUUGCUGUUGAGACAUACAGUAAUAGACACACUCACAUCGGAACCUACAAGUAUUAUUUUUAACCCCAUGCAUGAUUUAUUUCUUCUCCAGCUGCCUAAUUCACUCUCCAUUUACCUGUUUCGUUGGAUCGCUGGACAAACACCAAUUGUCAAUCAUGUCAAGACACUAGUACAAGCAGCAGAGCACACCAUUUCUCUGUGUGUUUGGUCACCUUGUGGAGAAUUUUUCAUUCUCACAAACGGUGACACCUAUUAUUACAAAAUGGUGUCUAAAUUCGGAUUUGUGCUCUUCGAUUCUGCAUCUGUCGGCAGUGAAAUCUCUUCCAGUAACCUAGACGCAACGAUUGUAUCAAAAUUGACAGAUUUUUGCCGAACAAGCCUUCUCACAGUUUCUUCGAAUGGACAACAGUUAUUUCUACUCAAUGAGAAUAAAACCAUUCUUCAUUCCUUAUGCAUUUUACGCUCAAUUCCCGCUGGCCUGGAAACUCCGGUUUUAAACGAUUUGAAUUACAUUAGCUUUCCCUCACAAAAUCGUGCAAGCCAUUUCCACCGUAUACCACUUUUACCUCUAUUUCAAAGCAAGCUCGCAAAAAUGCAAAGAAUUAAUGGCGUAAACACUCAAUGUCUUUCUAAGCGACUUUCAGGCUAUUUCUCAAUCGGAAAAAAUGAAUCACAACAGAUGUCUUUGGCGUAUGGGCCGCAUAUUGCCAUUUCCACCCCUAUAGGGCUUGGACUGGAGCCGAAACAAGCGUUGUGGUAUCUCUUUCAGAACCAUUUUACAGAUGCUCUCAAUGUAAUUGAUCAUUUUUGGAUAGAAGACUUUUUGUUUAUCAUCAACCGCUAUGAAAAGGAUGACUCUAACAAAUCUGCCGAGCAUAUUGUGGACGAACUAAUGAUUUUGUCAACAUCCUUAUCGAAGUAUGGGCAGGGCGGAUUGGAUUUUAAAUUUGAUAGCGACCUUAUCGCAUGGAGACAUACUUUCAACAACAGAAUUGUCAACUUUGAAGUCGCAAAAGCUAAGAAUAAAAUGUCUUAUCUUCUUACCUUACUCACCAGUGAUCUCAAGCUUGUCAUGAUGCAAAUCAAAAUUGUAUGUGACAAUGGGCCUGAGAAGCCAAGUGAAAUUAAACUUGGGAAAUCUAGAAUUUCGAUCAACGUUUGUCGAACUAUUCACUUGUCAAGCAUCAAACAUAAGUUUGCCAUUACAGAUGUGCGCAAACUAGUUUCAGUUGAUGAACGUCAUUUCCUCUUUCUCCUCUCGACUGGCGAAGUCUACAUCUUGAAGAAUCAGGUCGUGCGCUCACAUACCAACCAGGCUAACAACAUGUACGAGCUUAAACAUGUAGGAUCGGGGAUCGAAGAAUUGCAAUUUUUUGACUUAAAAUUCAAAGACCAUCGAUCUACUUUUGUGUCUCUAUUCGUUGGAGAUGCUUUAGUGAUUCACGAUCUAAAUGAAUUGGUAUCGGAAAGUUCGGAAUUGCCAAUUGAGGGAGAUCAGAGAACUGCGCUGACACCAACUGAAAUCUCUGCAAAUGGUCAUGAAUCCCCGCGAAAGCAACCUAUUAUUAUCACUGUUUCUUCAUACAUGCCAUUGAGUAUUGCUCUGUCCAAGACAUCAAUAGAGGUCUUGAACUUGGAAUACCAAUUUGUGGCCAAAAACGAGCAUCUAGUCUUCAGACAUAGAACCAACAGACAACUUAUCUUGAAUAAAUUCAUCGGACAUGAUUUGUUUGUGAUGAAUCUUGAUGUUGUCACGAUCACUCAGAAGUACAGCGACUUCACCAACUACGCUUAUUGCCUCGAGCUUCUCCUAUAUGAAAAUUUAAAUGAGCAAGCUGGUGAUCAACAACUUACUAGAAUCUGCGACUUGGUAAAUGCGAGCUCCAGCUCGGAUGCUAUUUAUGUCAACCUUCUCCGGAAGAUUGAGGUACACUAUUGGGACAGAUUCUUCGAAUUCUUACAGCAGACGCCCGUUGGCCUCAUGGAUAGACUCAUUACUCUAGAAGAUGUUGAAUUGUGCUACAAUUAUCUUAUUGUUUAUCUUAACUACAAAAGAGAAUCGGUGACAGUUGAUGGAGACUCUGAGGCAGUGACAGUCCUAAACGAAAAAGAGCGUGCUGUCAUUUCACAGAUAAUCCAAAUGCUUUUGAGCGCAGAGAUGUGGAGCGAGAGUUACGAACUUUGUCGAUUUAUCAAAUUGCUCGAGCCGCUGAAUGGGCUUUUGAGGCAAAUUCAAGAGUCGGUGAAGGUUUGA